This is a messenger RNA of Sporothrix schenckii 1099-18, 1131 nucleotides long. RefSeq names its product thymidylate synthase. Bases 1 to 1131 code for a protein of 376 amino acids. NCBI's taxonomy places the organism in Eukaryota, Fungi, Ascomycota, Sordariomycetes, Ophiostomatales, Ophiostomataceae. Gene Ontology annotation, molecular function: thymidylate synthase activity. Gene Ontology annotation, cellular component: cytosol; mitochondrion. Gene Ontology annotation, biological process: dTMP biosynthetic process. The transcript has a single exon. The record is from RefSeq and is a predicted model, not a curated record.
AUGCCUGCCGCACGAGACGACACCGCGGCUGUCGAGCCAGCGCCGGCGCCCGUUGCAGCCAAAAACGGCACCGAGGCACAGACACAGACACAACAGACAGAGACACAGCCGACAGAGGCACCACCUGCCGAGGGCAACAAGGAAGAAGACCAGUACCUCGACCUCGUCCGCGAGAUCCUGGAGACCGGCGAGCACCGCCCCGACCGCACGGGCACCGGCACCUACUCCCUCUUUGCCCCGCGGCCGCUCAAGUUUGCGCUGCACCGGCGAGACGCGGCCUCGGGCGACGUCGUGCCCGUCCUGCCGCUCCUCACCACCAAGCGUGUCUUUACGCGCGCAGUCAUUGAGGAGCUGCUGUGGUUCGUGCGCGGCGAGACGACGUCGACGACGCUGGCCGCCAAGGGCGUCAAGAUCUGGGACGGCAACGGGUCGCGCGCCUUUCUGGACCAGAUGGGCUUCACGGACCGGGAGGACGGCGACCUGGGCCCCGUCUACGGGUUCCAGUGGCGCCACUUUGGCGCCGCGUACCAGGACCCGCACACCGACUAUGCGGGCCAGGGCGUCGACCAGCUGGCCGAGGUGGUGCGCAAGCUCAAGGAGACGCCGUUUGACCGGCGCAUUCUCCUGUCGGCCUGGAACCCGCGCGACCUGCCGCAGAUGGUGCUGCCGCCCUGCCACAUGUUUGCCCAGUUUUAUGUGUCGUACCCGGACGCGCCCCGGCGACGGAGCACGUCUACAACAGCGGCAGCAACCGCCCACCCGCCGCCGCCUUCGGCACCGUCGACCGCAUCGACCGCGUCGGUCGGCCACCUCCACUGCCAGCUGUACCAGCGCUCCUGCGACAUGGGCCUCGGCGUGCCCUUCAACAUCGCCUCGUACGCGCUCCUGACCCACAUGCUGGCGCGCGUCUGCGGCCUCGUGCCCGGCUCGCUGACGCACGUCAUGGGCGACGCGCACGUCUACGUCGACCACGUCGACGCGUUGGAGACGCAGCUGGCGCGCGUGCCCCGGGCGUUCCCGACGCUGACGAUCCGCAACGACGGCAACAGCAUUGACGGCUGGCAGCUCGAGGACUUUGUGAUUGAGGGGUACAACCCGUACAAGGCGAUUGCGAUGAAGAUGUCCGUGUAG